UGCAUUUUGGAUUCAUUUCAGUUUAUUAAAUAACAAAAAUCUAGAGUAUGUUAUGUUUUUGUACAGGUUAGAUGAUCCGAAUAACAAAUAGCAGAUCAUUUUCAUUAUGUCCUGAUACAUUGGAAACAAGUUAUGUUCCACGCAGUCUCGAACAGGUCACUCCAACAGGCCUUUACUUUGAAGACUCAGAACUGACACUGCUUCCGAGAUGAUCACCUCUCCUCAGGUCCAAUCCAUUGAGCCCAGUCCACUCCACCGCAGCGUGCCUCCUGAUGCUCCGGCUCUCUCGGGCUUGCAUCCUCAGCUGUCACUGCCGUCUCACUCAAACGCCUGCUCCGUGCACGUGAGCGGCAGACGUCGUUAUGGGCUCGUAAACAUAAGCAGGUACACACGUUUUAAUAAAUUUGCCAAAAAGCAAUGAGUCACUGCUGGCGGUUAUUUCGAAAACUACACCAGUCGGUGUUUGUUGUCUUGAACACACCCCGCUGAGCCCCCCGAUAUUGUUCAAGGGGAAUAAUGGCUGCACAAGAGCCGUCUCCACCAUCUUCCCUGGAAGGCAACAAGCCGGGCUUCCCAAAGAAAAUUCUGGCCAACAACCUGGAGGACAAGCAUCUGUGCAACUCGUGUCAGAAAAUCCUGCGGAGGCCCCUGCAGGCCCAGUGCGGCCACCGCUUCUGCUCGUUCUGUUUCAACAAGCUGGUGAGUUCUGGACCACAGAAAUGCAGUGCAUGCAUCAAGGAGGAGUUGUUUGAGGAGCCCACCUCCAUUCUCAAGCCUGGCGGUGCGUUCCCAGACAACGCAGCUCGGAGAGAGGUGGAGGCCUUGGCAGCAGUUUGUCCUAAUGAAGGAUGCACAUGGACUGGAACCGUCAGAGAGUUUGAGGCGAGCCAUGAGGGCAACUGUGACUUCAUGAUCAUCAUGUGUCCGUCGUGCAAAGAGCUGAUGAGAGCCAACGAACAGGAGCGCCACAACGAGCGAGAGUGUCCAGAGAGGACACUUAACUGCAAAUACUGCAAAGAGCCGUUCCUCUUAAAGAACAUCAAGGCUCAUGAUGAAAUCUGCCCCAAGUAUCCAAUGAUCUGUGAAGGCUGUGCAAAGAAAAAGAUCCCCCGUGAGAAGUAUGUGGACCAUAUUAAGUUCUGCAGUAAAUUUAAAACACCAUGCAGAUUUCAUGUUGUUGGCUGCGAUACGUCUGUGGAGAAGGAGAAGAUCCAGGACCACGAGCGGCAGUGUUCGUAUGAGCACCUCAACCUGCUGCUGCAUUUCAUCAUGGGCAUCAAGGUGAGUCUGGAGAGCCUCCAACCGCAGACCUUAGAGGUGGCCAGCCAGAAGCUCCAGGUGCUGCACCAGUCCCUCAGAGAGCUGGAGCUGAAGAUGAGCCAGCUGGGCGGGGGCGGCCCCACUCCCGUGCAGGGUGCAUGCGCUCUCACCCUGGCCACGUCCUUCACCCCUCUGCCCAGCGCCAUGGGUGCCGCCCUGGAGCUGCAGCUCCAGAGCGAGAAGACCAAGGUGGCCGAGCUGAGCCGGCGCUGCCAGGAGCUGGAGCUGAAAGUGAACACGUUUGAAAACAUCGUCUGCGUCCUGAACCGGGAGAUGGAGCGUUCCUGCACCACCAUGGAAGCCUACAACCGCCAGCACAGACUGGACCAGGACAAGAUUGAGAUUCUCAGCAACAAGGUCCGUCAGCUGGAAAGGACGGUCAGCCUGAGGGAUCUGUCCAUCGUGGAGAUGGAGGGGAAGAUGAGGGAGAUGUCUGCAGCCACCUACGAUGGCGUCUUUAUCUGGAAGAUCUCUGAUUUCACCAAGAAGAGGCAGGAUGCCGUGGCUGGCCGCGCUCCUGCUAUGUUCUCUCCCGCAUUUUAUACGAGUAAAUACGGCUACAAGAUGUGCUUACGAAUCUACCUGAAUGGUGACGGGACGGGCCGUGGCACGCACCUGUCUCUGUUCUUUGUGGUGAUGAGAGGACACAGCGACGCACUCCUUAAGUGGCCUUUCAAUCAGAAGGUUACCCUCAUGCUGCUUGACCAGAACAACAGGGAGCACAUAAUCGAUGCCUUCCGGCCCGACAUCUCAUCUUCGUCUUUCCAGAGGCCCGUCAGCGACAUGAACAUCGCCAGCGGCUGCCCGCUCUUCUGUCCUCUGUCUAAGCUGGACUCCAAAAACUCCUACAUUCGUGACGACACCAUCUUCAUAAAGGCCAUCGUUGACCUCACUGGGCUCUAGAGAAAUCGUAAGAGCAGAAAUCCCAACUUUGCCUUUUGUUGCGACUAACCUGUUCAUCAACCAGCCUUUGUAUUAGCAGUAACCGGCACUUCUCGGGGGGUGUUGUCGUUUGGUUUUGGAAUCAGUUGUUGUUGACAAUAUGCAAGAUAUAAUUUUUUCUUUGUUGGCUAUUCAAGUCCUUCAGUCUAUGUUUUGCCAAUCAGAAGGAGUUUUUAUGCAUCAAAGUUGUGACUAUUCACCAAAGUGACUGCAGAACUUUAAACAGCAUUUUUACUAACCAAGGCAUUCCAACAACUGUGUAGUGUACUAUGUGAAACAAGCCGACUCUGCCCGCCUCAUUAAUCCCUCAUGAACAUGUUGAAGGUCCUGGUGCUUCAGAAGGAGCUCACCUUCAAGGUUUAAAGGAAGCUUUCCUGUAGACACUAGUUAACGCUCUUGUUAUUACUAGUUAUAACCCAAAAAAUGGGAAUUUACUAACCGCUAAGAUAACUAACAAACACACAAGUCCCUGAAAAUAUUCAGCUUCUUUAAUGACUCAUUAAGUCUUCUGUGAUCGUUCCACCGAUUUCCAACAAGAUUGUUUUUCUGGUUCCACAAGUUUCCUUCCGUCUUAACUAACUGGUUCAGGAUUAAUUGAAGGGUUUAAUAGAGAAAAUAACCGCACGUGAGUCAAGCUGAAAAGAAAGUGGUCUGAGUUAAUUAAAAAUAAGAAAAUGUGAGUUAAUAAAACCAAAAACUAUCUAGAUAUUUCUUUUGUCCCAGAUGCCGAUCCGAGUGGUUCUGGAACAGGUGUUCCUGGAUCCAGACUUUCAGUCAGAUCCUCUUUGUAAUCAUCGCCUUGUUUGCAAACUCAGUAGCUUUAAGGAGGAGAAAAUGAACAACUUGUCAGCUGUAUUAUGUGGUCUAAGUUGGUUUGAUGAUCGUGAAGCAGUUACAGUAAUAAGCCGCUGCAGUCUCAGCAUUAAUAUGCUGCUUGCUUAAUGAAAGCCAACAUAAUGUUCUGGUAACACGUGAGCUAAAACACUUGUAGUUUCAUAUGCGUUUAUAGUUACUGUAUGUCUGAGUCCACAUAUGCACAUUUCUCCUGCUGGUCUUGUUCUCUGUUUUGAUGUGACUUGUUGAUAGUUUGGCAUUCAACAUAUUUCAAAAGUCAUGUUCACGAAAUCAGCGCUUUGCUUUGAAGGUGGUGUAAUCUAAUAGGACUUCAGACUUAUUUAAGUAACACGUUUAAUACAGGUGUGCAUGCUAUGCACAAGGAAAAAUAGGCCACGCUUUUAAAACAAUUGGGAGAAAAGCAACCAAAGAAAUUUAUUCACCAAACGAAGCACCCAGAUGGUCCAUUCUGGAUAGAUUGUUUGAACGAAAAGGAGAUCAGAGCUUCUACAUCUGAAAGGAGAAAUGGAAAACUGAAAACGUUUAUGCUAAAACUAAAACUUCUAAAAUACCUGCCCAGGUCUGAUUGUUAUCAGACCUUUGGGUUAAUGCCAUCAAAUAAACAAUCUUCAAUCCAAUCAAAAUACACUCUGUUACAUUUAUCAUAUAGGUGGAUUGGAGGUACAGGCCAUAAUGUUAUUCAGACAGUAUUUCCAUAUUUUAGCACCAGUGACCGAUGCUUAAUGACAUUUUAAAUGCGUUUCAAACAUUUCCUCUAAAUUCAUAUUUAUCGAGUGGCAGUUUGAGCGACAUGUUGCAGGCAGUUGCCGCGGCGGAAACGCUGAGUGAAUAUCAGAGGAUGGAUCCCAGACAUGCCAGACGAAAUGAAUUGAACUUGAUGGAGUCUGGUUAGUGUCAUAUUUUGGGUUCGCAUUGUGAAAAAAAAUGAGCAUCACCUGCCAUGUUGAUCACCCAGACGCCACAUAAAGUUCUGGUUGUACAAUGAAAUCCAUCCGAUUUGGUCAGUUCUUUCUGACUGCUUCACUUGGUGCCAGCGAUCUAUGCACCAAUACCCCAUCAGGUGCAUAAAGUGAUUUUAUCAUCUUAAUUCCAUCUGUAGAAUAGCUUUUUUGCAUUAUAAAUGAUACACUAUGUAUUUAAACAUUGCUGAUGAUUGGCAAUACAGAGAGGCAGAUUAUAAAGUCUACAGUCAAAGCAAUAGAUCAGACCACUAUUGGCUGUUGCGCUCACUGUUGUGUACUAUCUAACAUUUGGUGAUUUCAUCAUUCUUAUUUUAUAUUUCUCUCAUAAGCUUUGCUCACAGUGUUGUCAGAAUUUCUCACAUACUGUUGCAUAACAGCGAUUGGUCCGUGUCCGGCUCUGCUGUUCUUGAGGAAUCAUUUGUUGAACGUCUCUUGAAUCCCAUCAGUUCUGUCUGCAGUUCUUCUGCUGCUAACAUUCUUCUCUAUGUGUCUUUCCAGUUCCUUUCCUCUGAAAGAAAUUCUGUGGUGUGAAGUAUGAAUCAAGCCUUGGUUAUUAUUUUGUUGCCUUUGGUUACACUGAAUAAAGGUGGACAGAGAGUUAUGGACUGCUGAUGGUCUGUAACAGCGUUAUAAUCUUCCAACACUUUCUCUCGAAACUAUCCCUUCCUUAAAAAAAGUAGUUGAAGACAUUGACAACAUGUAAAAGAUUCAAACUUUCUCUAAAAAGGCAACAGGAAAAUACAAAUCAAAGCAAAAAUAACCAGAAAGAUGACUUCAGAGAUGCAGUACAAAUGGAGACUGCAGGCUGAAAUGAAUUGAUGUUAUGGAGUUCUGGUAUUAUUUGAAUGUUUCAACUUUCCAGUUGGAAACAUUUAUAGUUUCAUGGGAUUUUUGUUGAGUUGAAACUAGGGGUGCACCGAUGACAGUUUUCCAGCAGAUUACUAAUCUUCAAAAUGCUUGAUCUGCCGAUUCCGAUGUUGGCUGAAAUGUUUUGUGUCUGAAAUGUUGCUAAAUUUAGCAAGGGAGUCACUGAGUUGGUAACAGUAGGGUGACCAUAGGUAACUCCAAAUUUGCAAACAUGACCAGUCUAUCACUGAAACAUGGCUCACAGCAGAGCUAAAGAGGACAGUGGCUGAUUUUUAAGACCUUUGCUGAUGAGAUAAGAUUGACUUCACAUGUAAGUAUCAACUGAUCACCAAACUCCCCAAGUGAAGGAAAUUGGCACUAAUAAAUCAGUGUACCCCUAGCUGAAACACUUGUUUCCAAUCUCUACAAAUAUAUUUUUCUUGAUGAGGCUAUCAGGGCGUACAGUGAGGUCAAAGUGUGUGUCACCUUACUACAUGUCUUCUGGUGUUGAUUUCUUUUAUUUUUGUUACACUUGCAUGUUUCAGAGCGUCUUAAUAUCAGAUGGAGAUAAACCGAGUAAUUACAUAUAAGCAGUUUUCCAGAAAAGUAAUCACCCCCCGGAGCUAGAACCAUCAUGGGUUUGACUCAACUGAAAAUGAGUGUUUUGCAAAACUCCAGAGGAUCUUUGGUUAAAUAUUUUCAUUCAGCCACAUUGGACCAUUCAUGAUUUUUAAAUGGCACUUAAAUAUAAAUUUUGACUAGGCCACUUUGAAAUAAUUUAUUAUUAUUAUUAUUAUUAUUAUUAUUAUUAAUAAUAAUAAUAAUAUAUAUAUUUUUUUUUUUAGCAAAGUUGAACUUUCUUGUGGGCUUUGGGUUAUUUUUCUGCUGCAUAACCCAUGUGUACUUGAGCGUAAGGUCAUGACCCUAACCUUGGACCUGACCCUAUAGCAGCAGGAAGCAGCCCCAGGCAUCACACUGCCACCACCAUGUAUGAUCUCAACAUCCACCGGAUGUUCUUCUAGAAGUCCUUUUGGUCAGAAUGAUUUUUUCCUUUUUUUUCUUUUGUGAGAAGAGUCUUUGUCCCUGAAGUUCCUUAGAUCAGGGCUUGGUGUGUUUUGUUGUUGUUUUUUAGGUGCUUUGUCAAGUUUCAUGUCGUCAGAUGAGUUUUAUGUAAUUUUUUUUUUUUUUGUUAUUGUAUUCUUAAAAGUGAGUCAGGCUCGGCUGAGGCUAGGGCAACCGAGAUGAGCCAAGCAUUGUGGUUAAUCACUAUUGAUUCAUAAUUAACAAAGGGGGUGAAGAAGCUUUUGCAUGAAGCGAUCAGUUUUCUCUGGAUUGUUUUUUCUUUCCAUAAUAAAAAAAUAAAUAAAUUUUGGAAAGCUGCAUUUUGUAGAUUAUCAGGUUAUCAUUACCCGGUAUAAAAAUUUGCAAGACAUAUCUGAAACAUUUAAGAGAAACAAAAACCAGAAGAAAAAUCCAGUUUUACGCAGCACUGUAGGAAUGGAAAAAGAAACCUGAUUAUCUUCCUUAUUAUCGACUCGUCUUCUCCACCUUGUAAGCGACCUACUUUCCUAGAAAAAGAAGUGCCUGUAUUUAUGUUCUGUAAUCUUGGAAUAUUUUUAAAUGUGCUUUCCUGUAUGAUUAAGCAUAACAGUAUAUUAUGAACAUUGGGUUUUAGAACAUCUUAUCCUUCAGAAUUGUAUUGCUUUUAUGUUUUUUUUUUUUAAAUUUACAACAUGUUCUAAAAUCUCUUGUGACCUUGAAUGUUUUUCUUUGCGUCCGGAUAGUGGUGAAUGUUCAGAGUGAGGCUGGUGAACCAGCAUGUUUUUAGACCUCAACACACGCUGAUCCAUCUCUGUGCAUGAGAGGCUUCAGUCAGACAUGAUGCAGAACGUUGGCCACUGGUUCACAUCGUUGGCCAGGUUCUUAUGUCCUUUAUAUGAUUUCACUAUUGUAUAUGAUACAAAGUAAGAGGGAACCUUGAGGGGCAGUCGGAGAAGUAAAUAUAUCUAAAUAAUGUAUGAAUAAUAUUUAUUGAUUAGAAACGUUUUCUGUUGAGGUCGUUUGAAAGUGUGUUGUAGUUCAUCCGGCUCUUUCUUGCCAAGCUGCGUCUCUGCUCUGACCUCAGCUUGUUGCAUUCUGAUCCUUUCUGAAACACAUUUCCGUUUCUCUUCUCGUGAGUGUUUUUGCACGUGUAGUGAUCUCCGUUUUGCACGUUCCAGCAGCCUCAAACUGAAGCCCCUUUUCUUCCUGCCUAUACAGUGUGUUCUGGUUGUAGCACUAGCAGAUGCUCGGCUGACGUGAGCCUGGACUUCUGGUUCAUUUACAACAAAAGGGCUUCACUUUUCAUCGGCAUCCACCUGACGUCACAUGCAGGCUUUCGUCCGCUCAGAGGCAGAACCGCGCGGCUGUUCCGUUUGAGCCAGCUGAUGUUUCCGUGGGCCAGCAACGCUGACAUGUAGGAAGUGCCACACUGCCUCACUGUUCUGCAACAGAAUAAACAAUGUUUUGAUAAAUACUGCUUCAGAAACUGAAACUAGUCACUUUUUGCUUUCCCUCCACCUCUGUUCCUGUGGAUCUGGGUUAUUCCUCUAAAGGCCUUGCUGAGAUUAGGAUGAAGAGCCUUCAUCUGUAGCGGUGAUAUCAGUCGUACUCGUUCUUUCUGCUGCAUUCUGUGGAUAGAAAGUCAUGUGUUAGUUAACUCUUUGUACAGAGGAAAUUUUGUUCCAUAUUUGUAUUUUGAUUUAAUAAAGAUUUUAAAAUGCCCUCCA
This is a messenger RNA of Xiphophorus couchianus (Monterrey platyfish), 7693 nucleotides long. Its product is annotated as TNF receptor-associated factor 2-like. The record is from RefSeq and is a predicted model, not a curated record. NCBI's taxonomy places the organism in Eukaryota, Metazoa, Chordata, Actinopteri, Cyprinodontiformes, Poeciliidae. Gene Ontology annotation, molecular function: ubiquitin-protein transferase activity; tumor necrosis factor receptor binding; zinc ion binding. Gene Ontology annotation, biological process: positive regulation of canonical NF-kappaB signal transduction; tumor necrosis factor-mediated signaling pathway; regulation of apoptotic process. Gene Ontology annotation, cellular component: cytoplasmic side of plasma membrane; cytosol; plasma membrane signaling receptor complex. Bases 517 to 2223 code for a protein of 568 amino acids. The transcript is spliced from 10 exons.